CAUGGUAUCAGAGCAACCGUGAGAAAUGUAUAGCUGUGCAUAAAUUCCAGCGACUCCGGGAAGAGAAAACAGUCAACCGGAAGCCCUUUUUUUCCAGUAAAAAUAGGUAUGUCUGCAAGAAUCAUACUAUCCGUCAGUGUUGUGCAAAAAACCAACACCACCGGAAAGUAGAUCAGAGCUCGACGACCAACCCAUUAAAAAAUCUCCGGCGGAAAAGGCUGCACGCGCCCCCACGCACCACCAGAAGAAUUUCUCCGGCAAUCCGAUGUGAGGCACUUUUCGGGCACUUUUUGACGAAAUUCCUUCAGAGUAGUUGGAUCGCCCUCAAAUUCCGAGCCUACCCAUAAUUUUAUUUUUUAAUUCCGACCACUUUGAGUUUUUCUAGCGACUACACUGAUUUUUUCCGGCAACUACAGUAAUUUUCCGGCAAAAAUAGUGUUUCCUUCAUCUGUUUCAGCGAGUUUUCAGUUGAUUCUUUUUGUUAUUUGGUGAUAAUUUUAUAGGCCUCACUUCAAUCCAACGAUGUCUUUAGGAGUCGAUGCCUUCGGGUCUAAAAACCCGGGUUCUGGCAGUUCCGGUGUUAUGAUUACCUCAGAACCUUUAAUGGGAAGUUCAAACUACUUAGUUUGGGCUUCAUCUGUCGAGUUGUGGUGUAAAGGUCAAGGUGUUCAAGAUCAUCUAAUCACAAAGUCUAGUAAAGGAGAUGAAAAGGCCAAAGCACUUUGGGAGAAGAUCGGUGCUCAAUGAUGCAGUAUUCUUUGGCGAUCUAUUGUUUCCAAGUUAAUGCCCUUGUUUUGUCCAUUCCAGACAUGUUAUUUGGUUUGGGAAAAGGCUCACACUUUAUACACUAAUGACAUAUCUCGUUUCUAUGAUGUGAUAUCGCGGAUGACAAAUUUAAAGAAACAUGAAUUAGAUAUGUCUACUUACUUGGGACAAGUACAGGCAGUCAUGGAGGAAUUUGAGAAGUUGAUGCCAGUUUCUGCGAGUGUAGCAAAGCAGCAAGAGCAGCGACAAAAGAUGUUUCUAGUUCUUACUCUUGCUGGGCUUCCUAAUGAUCUUGACUCCGUACGCGAUCAGAUUUUGGCUAGUCCGACUGUCCCCACAGUUGAUGAAUUAUUUUCUCGAUUACUUCGCCUUGCUGCAGCACCAAGUCACCCAGUGAUCUUAUCACAAACACUUGACUCAUCUGUUCUCACAUCCUAGGCAGUGGGCAAUCGAGCAUCUCAUACUAUGGAGAAUAGACGAGGAGGAGGUCGUUUUGGAAGAUCUAGACCCAAGUGCUCUUAUUGUCAUAAACUUGGACACACUCGUGACGUAUGCUAUUCUUUACAUGGUCAACCACCCAAAAAUGCUUAUGUUGCUCAGACCGAGGAUACAUGUAACCAGGGAUUUUCUUUAUCUGAAGGGGAGUAUAAUGAGUUCCUUCAAUAUCGAGCAAGUAAGCAGACAUCUCCACAAGUAGCCUUUGUUGCUCAAACUGAUACUUCUGUUGCUGGUAAUUCUUUUGCUUGUGUUUCCCAGUUUAGUACUCUUGGACAAUGGGUUGUGGACUCAGCCGCUUCUGAUCAUAUUUCUGGUAAUAAAUCCCUUUUGUCAAAUAUUGCGUUUUCACAAUCUCUUCCCACUGUUACUUUAGCCAAUGGGUCUCAAACUAAAGCAAAAGGAGUUGGACAAGCGAAUCCCCUACCCUCUGUCACUCUAGAUUCCGUUCUUUAUGUCCCUACCUGUCCUUUUAAUCUUGCAUUUGUUAGUCGUUUGACUCGUGCCCUCCAUUACAACAACAACUACCCAGUAAAAUCC
This is a messenger RNA of Nicotiana tabacum (common tobacco), 1800 nucleotides long. Lineage: Eukaryota; Viridiplantae; Streptophyta; Magnoliopsida; Solanales; Solanaceae. The record is from RefSeq and is a predicted model, not a curated record.